This is a messenger RNA of Alternaria conjuncta, 834 nucleotides long. RefSeq lists its product as uncharacterized. The record is from RefSeq and is a predicted model, not a curated record. Lineage: Eukaryota; Fungi; Ascomycota; Dothideomycetes; Pleosporales; Pleosporaceae. The transcript has 3 exons. The coding region runs from base 1 to 834 and encodes 277 amino acids.
AUGAAAUUCCUGUUCGAUCAUCCUGAGACACAAAAGCAACUCUCAAAGUGGGCAGGUGAAGCGAAACUUGUCGUGAUCAACCACUUUUUCUGGAAACCUGGAAAACAGUCGUUACAGAAGUCAUUCAAUGGAAUGAUGCGAACACUUCUUUUUGAUCUUUUGGAGGCCAAUCCCGAAUUGAUCAAGAUCGCGUUCCCAGGUGCCUGGGCGCGCAUGACGGAGAACGACAGGUUCAACGAGUCCAUAAUCCCGAUGCCUCUACAAAAAACUCCUCUCGAUGCCCUGUUAGCUCUCCUUAAUGACGAGGCUGUUCAGAGAUCUUAUCGGUUCUGUUUCUUCAUCGAUGCCUUGGACGAGUUUGAAGAUUCUCCCCAGCGCGUUGAUAGGUACAUGGUCGACGCACUUCGCUCUUGGGUCCAAACUUCACCGAACACCAUCAAGCUAUGCGUAUCCAGUCGAGAACAUAAUGUGUUCGUGAACGCAUUCGCCGAUGGCCCAAGGAUCCGGUUACAGGAACUGACUAGGCACGACAUGGAGUGUUUCACACGGUCCAAGCUCGGAUCUAUACAUGAAGCCGCCGUUCGGGAGCGCCUCACACACGACAUCGUCGACAGAUCGGACGGUAUAUUUCUCUGGGUUGUUCUCGUCAUCAAGCAACUCCGCCAAGCUUUGGAAGAUGGUCGCGACACAUCGUCUUUCGAGGAGGAGUUGGCGACGCUGCCUUCCGAGCUGGAAGAAUUGUUCGAGCACCUUCUCAAAUCCAUACAGAAAUCGCAGCGAAAAAGAGCGUAUCAGAUCUUUGCUAUGACGCAUAUCAGGCAUAUGGACAAUUAG